CGCAGGUGUCGUCGGAGUCUUCGGGGAGAUCCCACUUCCACUCGGCGACGGCGUGGUAGUCGGUGAAAGUCACCUUCAUCUUGACUGUUGAUACUCCUUCUGCGCAGGCAUGGUCUAGGUAGAGUGUUUGUGUGGGUAUCAAAAUAUUGAUGCUCUUCCCAAGAAGGAAGGACCCUGGCCCCUCCUCUCCCUCAUGAUGGAGUGAGGUGGGGGAGAAAGUUGCGUGCUUCGAAUGUCCAGCUUCGUCUCUUUCGUUCCGCGACCGAGCAUGAUUGGAGAGAGUAGAAACAGCCACAUGAGUUUGAAAGCGACCAUGCUACCAAUCAUCUCCGAGUAGCCAGCGCCGCGCAAUGGCCACAACCCUCCGCCUCCUCCGCCGCCCACACAUCCACAUCCACCCUACCCUCAGACACAGCACCACCAGCAAGUCCACCAUGGCCCGCCCCUUCCACUCCUACCUCGUCACCCCCGCCGACCUCUCCACCGCCCUAAAGCAGAAUCCCAACAGCACAACCUCCACCGGCCCCAGAACCGUACCAGUCUGCGGCAGCUGGUUCCUCCCCAACGACCCCCAACGCCGAACCGGCUUACAAGUCUUCCGCUCCGCGCACAUCCCCACCGCCCGCUUCUUCGAUUUGGACGCCAUCUCCGACACCUCGAGUCCGUACCCGCACAUGCUUCCCUCCGCCGAAACCUUCCGCGAAGCCAUGUGCAGUCUGGGCAUCAACCGGGAAGAUAUAGUCGUAGUCUACGAUACCGCCGAAUUGGGAAUCUUCUCCGCCCCGCGCGUGGCCUGGACCUUCCGCGUCUUCGGACACCCAGCCGUACACGUCCUCAACAAUUUCAAACUAUGGGUCGAACAGCACUACCCCACCGAAACAGGCGCGGCGCAAGCCGUCGAACGAACCGAGUACCCCCUCUCCCACCCGGACAUGAGCAAAGUAAUCCCCUUCGAAGAAAUGAAGACCCUAGUCUCUACCCGCCACCACACCAACGAACCCGCAACCCCCUCCACACAACCCCAAAUCCUCGACGCCCGCUCCCCCGGCCGCUUCGCCGGCACAGACCCCGAACCCCGUCCCGGUCUCCCCAGCGGCCACAUGCCCGGUUCCAUCUCCGUCCCAGUCCCGGACUUACUAGAUCCUACAACAAAAGCCUUCCUACCCGCUGAGGAAUUGAAAAGAGUAUUUACGUCCAAAGGAGUGGAUCCGAGUAGACCGUUGAUUUCGAGUUGUGGGACGGGUGUUACGGCUGCGGUGGUGGAGACUGCGCUUAUGGAGGCCGGGUUUGGCGGGGCGGAGGCAGAGGCAGAGGGAAGCGGGAGGAGGGUCUAUGAUGGGAGUUGGACGGAGUGGGCGCAGCGGGUGCGGGAGGGGGAGGGGUUGAUUGUGAAGGGGUGAGAGUCGAUUCUUAUUCUCCCGUACGUUUUGUCCCCGAAAGCGUGGCGUUUGGCGCCUGUGGCCUGUGCUGGGCAAGAGAUACCCUUUGCUGGCUUUGCGUAGGCAUAUCUUGUAUUUUCCGGAUAACAUCAUCAUGACUGCACUAUAGGAGAGUAUCUAUGCCGCGCCUU
This is a messenger RNA of Baudoinia panamericana UAMH 10762, 1570 nucleotides long. RefSeq lists its product as uncharacterized. The coding region runs from base 351 to 1400 and encodes 349 amino acids. The transcript has a single exon. The record is from RefSeq and is a predicted model, not a curated record. Gene Ontology annotation, biological process: transsulfuration. Gene Ontology annotation, cellular component: mitochondrion. Gene Ontology annotation, molecular function: thiosulfate-cyanide sulfurtransferase activity. NCBI's taxonomy places the organism in Eukaryota, Fungi, Ascomycota, Dothideomycetes, Mycosphaerellales, Teratosphaeriaceae.